This is a messenger RNA of Drosophila teissieri, 2027 nucleotides long. Its product is annotated as F-box/LRR-repeat protein 7. The coding region runs from base 74 to 1414 and encodes 446 amino acids. Gene Ontology annotation, biological process: SCF-dependent proteasomal ubiquitin-dependent protein catabolic process. The transcript is spliced from 5 exons. The record is from RefSeq and is a predicted model, not a curated record. Lineage: Eukaryota; Metazoa; Arthropoda; Insecta; Diptera; Drosophilidae. Gene Ontology annotation, cellular component: SCF ubiquitin ligase complex.
UUUCAAUCAAAACAUCUAGGCAGUGUCAAAAAUGAAUUAAUCCAAAUUUUCGUACAAUCAAAUAAUCAAAAAAAUGCCUAAACCAAAAACGCAAUCCAGAUUAGUGAAGUCUCCAUCUCCAGUUCGCUCCAAUCGUCCUGGUCGCGUUAAAAAAAGUGAUUCUUCGCCAUCGCCGCCAUGCAGGACAAGUCUGCUAGAUCUGCCGGAGGACAUUAUCAGACUGGUUCUCGAGUUUCUGCCCAAGAUGACCGAUAAGGUUCUGCUGGCAUGUGUGGCGCCCAAGUUCCGAAUGGCCUUUGAGGGCUGGGCGAGAGUGCAACGAAAUGCUUUGGAUAUGGACAGCCUGGAGACGGUGCCUCUGCCGCAAUUGAUCAGGUUCUUCAAGGUGGCGGGGCCUUUUAUCAGAGUCCUUCAAGUGGACUGUGCGUCCUUCCAAAAGGAAUCCCUUCUAGUGGAGUUCGUAAAGGAGUACUGCCCCAAUCUGGAAGAGAUCGGUUACUCGAAUGCCACCGAUGAGUUUCACUACCGAUCGAUUAUGUCCAAAAUGACGCAUUUGAAACGGGUUACUAUUGAGUGUUUGGACGCAGAGGAUGUUCUUAACUUUGAUCUGCAGCCUAACCAGGAGCUCGAGUUUUUUGAGCUGGUUAAUGGUUGCUAUACAGGCAAAAAUCUCUGCGGGUUUCCCAAUCUUAAAACUUUAGUCCUUCGAGACUGUCUGUUAUGGAACUCGAUGGAGUUUGGAAUACCCCUUAAGUCGUUGAACACUCUAGAUCUCGACGACUGUUGUUUUGAGGUUAUGAAUGAAAGUUUGUACCAGAAAAUAGCCGAGAGUUGCUCGAACUUGGUGGAACUCUUCUUCUCCGGCUGCGAUACCAACUUCGAGGUAAUUGCCCACCUGCCCAAGCUGGAGCGCUGUACUUUGAAGACCUGGAUGACAUCCAACGAGCUGAAUAUUGGCUUCCUCACUGUUUUGGCAGAAAAACGAGGAAACAAACUGACCCAUUUGCACUUAUCGGGUCAGUUUCAGAUCACCAAUGAGCACGCCAGGUGUUUGGGACAGUUGAGUAGCCUCACGGAUCUGCGGUUCAGCAACAACGAUAUCCUGGAUGAUGAUCACUUCAAGUUCUUCAACGAGCUCAUCCAGCUGGAGCGAUUUGGGCUGACUUCGUGCGGUCGGGUGAUGGACAUAGGAAUGAUGAGGAUGCUGAGAAAGUGUCUUCAGUUGAAAGUGAUUGAUUUGAACGACUGCGAGCAGAUCACCGACGAGUUUGUGAUCAACGCCAUUGGAUUUUGCUCCAAGGGAUCAGGUCGUGAUGUUGUGCUUAACGUAAAGGAAACCAAGAUCAGGCAGACUAUAUUGACGCAUCCGGACUACGUAGAUUCCUUGAGUCGUGUAAAGGUUAACUUUAAUUAGAACGACAAGGAUGGGAAACAAUUUGAAAUGUUUCUUAUGAAAUAUGAAGUAUCUAAAAUGAUAAAAGCUAAAAUAGUAAAAGCCAAUCCGGAAGAGUGAAACAGUGAUUUGUGAGAGCACUUUCAAUUAAAAUCCUACCCAUAAGUGGACCAUUCGAUGCCCUUGUACCGCAGAUACCUAAGACAAUAGGAUCCUCACUGGACUGAGUCAUGGUCCAGAGGCUGCAAUAAGGAAGUGGACGAUCGAAAUUUAUGAUCAUGCUCACACUGCUCCAUUACCACGCCGAUAACUGCGGACAACCGUGUGUGCUGCUGCACUUUGGGCCUUUGGCUGUAAUACGAGUAACAAAGCUUGCCCGUCAAACGGCUAGCAAGCCAAACGAAUAAAAACAAAAUCAAACAAUACGAUAUUCGAUACAGUUCUGAAUCCGCGAUUCAAUUCGAUUCGAGCGAUCGAUCGCCGGCAAUAAAUUUUGUAUUCAAUUGCUGCUCUAUUGGAAUUGAACUUUGUUGCUUCGGCCGAUGAUGUCUGUGUUAGCAGCAGGAAGCUAAAAAACGGCUCAGAUCAGCGGCCAGUUGGUUACACUUGAAAUAAAGAAAUUUUUUAAAUUACA